AUGGAUAAUAAAUUUAUUGAUUUCACAGAAAGAGAUGAUGAUAAUAGUAGUAGUAAUAAUGAUAAAACUAGAAACAGCUAUGACAGUGGCACAACUUUUUUUGGUUCCACCCAAACUACUGAAUACAAUAGUAACUACAAUAAUAAUAACAGUAUCUAUCUUAGUUAUAAAAUCAAUCUCCAAUAA
This is a messenger RNA of Dictyostelium purpureum, 186 nucleotides long. RefSeq lists its product as uncharacterized. The record is from RefSeq and is a predicted model, not a curated record. NCBI's taxonomy places the organism in Eukaryota, Evosea, Eumycetozoa, Dictyosteliales, Dictyosteliaceae. The coding region runs from base 1 to 186 and encodes 61 amino acids. The transcript is spliced from 2 exons.